This is a messenger RNA of Sander lucioperca (pikeperch), 730 nucleotides long. Its product is annotated as nicotinamide riboside kinase 2-like. The transcript is spliced from 5 exons. The coding region runs from base 69 to 374 and encodes 101 amino acids. NCBI's taxonomy places the organism in Eukaryota, Metazoa, Chordata, Actinopteri, Perciformes, Percidae. The record is from RefSeq and is a predicted model, not a curated record.
AGAGACUCCCUGAGUUGUUCUUAAAGCUGACUGCUGUGUAGUCUCGGUACUCGGUGUACUACGAGUGAAUGUCAAGCAUGCUGCAGGUACAGUAUAUAGAUAAGAGACGGCCCCUGAUGGAAGUUUUUGACAAGAGCUAUUACAUCACGGUUUCCUAUGAGGAGUGCAAGAGAAGGAGAAGUACAAGACAGUACACUGUUCCCGACCCUCUCGGCCUGUUUGAUGGCCAUGUGUGGCCGAUAUACCUGAAGCACAGGAGAGAGAUGGAGAGCAGCGGCUUGAAUAUUGAGUGCCUGGAUGGGUUGAAGUCCAAAGAUGAGAUCUACAACCAGGUGUAUGAGGACGUUCAGAACAAUCUGCUUAAUCGAUUAUAGCAGGAAGACUCCUCUCCAUCCCUGUACAGAACUUGUAAAUAGGCCCACAGAUUAUUUUAUUUAUAAGUUUUUUUAUAAUUUGAUUCUUUGUUUUUAAGGAAAACAAAGCAAUGUUGAGUUAUUGUAUUUUUUUUUUCGUCUUCAGAUGAUCAGUAUUUUUGUUUUUCCUUUUUUAAAGUGAUUGUUGAACCAGAGCAUUACUGUGUUACUGUUAUGUUAAACCACUGACUUGUACUGGACCAUUUGUCACAUUCUCCUACAAAUAAAUGCAUUAGUUGCUGUUAAUAUACAGUAAGUAGAUGCAUACAUUCAAAGUAACUGUCAUUACAAAAUUAAAUUUUGUUGAUAUAAUUCUA